GGGAAAAACAUCUUUCACAGUUGGAUUGGUGAUAGCCAUCGUCAUUGUGGUUGGAGCUGUAGACCUUGUGUUGGUAACAGUCAAAUAUUCACAAUAUGGACUGUCAAGAGAGGACAAACAGAAAAGUACUUUCGUGUGUUUCCCGUGUCAAGAUCUUAUCAGACGUUUUCUCACGACCAGAAACUGACCACCUCAGUCAGCAGGUUGCCAAGGAAACUACGGGAUGGAGUGGAGAGUUGCUGCGCUGGGGACGUGGAUCAGAUGGCAGUUAUCAUAGAGUUUAUUCGGCAGAAACAGACAAAUGUACCAGUUCCUGUGACCUAUGACCCAGCAAAUGUCACAUCGGGUCCAGUGUCUGUACACAAGCGACUGCUGCCGUUGACUCGUGCAGGUAUGUCAGGGACAUUCACCAAUGACAGCAACAUCCGACUACAGCCGGACAACUCUGAGAGCGACACAACCAGGGAACAUGUCAACAACGUUCAGGUGCUACCGUCCGGUUUUCUCAUUCUCCUCUCAGGCUACUACCACAUCUACAGCAGCCUCGAGUUCACGUCUAGGGACAGCAGACCGUGUCGGGAGUUUGCGGUCAAGACUUGGAAACAAAUUGUGUUGAGGAGCCGGCCCAACGACAGGAUCAGCUCUGGAGCCAUCCUCAGUUCGGCUCACACCUGUUGUGACCACUGCACCUGGGAUAAAGAGACCAGCUACACAGCUGGGACCUUCUACCUUCAGGCCGGUGACCAUCUCCAUGUUGAAGCCUCUGGCACAGGGCUGGUCAGCUUCCACACAGAGUCCACCUAUUUCGGCCUGACCAUGAUCAGCAACAGAAGUCAGAUGUUACGAGCAGACGACCAUCACCAAGUGGUUACCGCACAGAACAGUUCGAGAUCAGCACCAUCUGACCCCAUUCAGCUCAAUCUCUCUGCACAGAACGGCCGGCCGCCUGCCAAAGCAUCACACAAAGCACUAACCUAUAGCUCCAGAUUACAAUCGUGA
Candidula unifasciata is the source of this 999-nucleotide messenger RNA. NCBI's taxonomy places the organism in Eukaryota, Metazoa, Mollusca, Gastropoda, Stylommatophora, Geomitridae. The record is from the annotation of a GenBank genome assembly.